AGUACCAAACACACCUCAGACUCUCAUUUCCAGCCGUCCUCCAUUCUUUCUCACAUCUUUGAUUUCAAAAUUACAACUUCCUCUCCGUCUCAGUAUGUGAUGGUUUCGAUGGCUUCAAUUCAAGCUUAGGGUUUCUUUUACCGUGUGUGUUUGGAAGAGCUACACAGAAAUUUUCUCGGGGCAGAGAAAGUCCCAGAAAAUGGCGAGAAACAGCGCACAGGGCAAGAAACAACACUCCGGCGCUUCAACCGCCUCCACCUCCGCCUCCGCCGCCAUCAGAGUUAGAUCCAGACCCGAUCCUUUCUUGGUCAUUUGUCGAUGCUUCAGCAUCGUAACCUCUGCGACUGCCAUUCUCUGCAUCUCUGUCAACAUUCUCUCUGCCAUUCAUUCCUUCAAAGAUGGAUCUGAUAUAUUUGAUGGCAUAUUUCGGUGCUAUGCGGUUGUGAUUGCAAUGUUCGUGGUCGUUGCCGAGACAGAAUGGGGAUUCAUCAAGAAGUUCUGGAAGGUGUUGGAGUAUUGGGCUGCUAGGGAUAUGCUGCAAAUCGAUAAUGGCUCACAUUUUUUGUGUGUUCCUGUUAUGUGGCCCCUGUUUAUGAAGAUUCUGCAUCAACUUAUGGCCCCUGUCUGUAAUGGCAUUUUGUAG
Molecule: messenger RNA, 643 nt
Organism: Camellia sinensis
Lineage: Eukaryota; Viridiplantae; Streptophyta; Magnoliopsida; Ericales; Theaceae
Source: RefSeq, a predicted model, not a curated record